Molecule: messenger RNA, 4891 nt
Organism: Lytechinus variegatus (green sea urchin)
Lineage: Eukaryota; Metazoa; Echinodermata; Echinoidea; Temnopleuroida; Toxopneustidae
Product: hydroxysqualene dehydroxylase-like
Exons: 8
Coding region: 367-1950 (527 amino acids)
Molecular function (GO): oxidoreductase activity
Source: RefSeq, a predicted model, not a curated record
UGUGGGCGCCUUGACCUAUUACAAUUAGAAACAUUGAUUUGUGAAUAUGUUGAAUUAGCUUUGUGUUUACAAAUUGUUUUUUCGACCCUGGACUCAGCUGGAUAGCAUCGACGACUUGAUAACAUUGUAUUGUAUCAACAAUGACCGAUGUAUGAUUAUCUGCUCAGCCCACCUUGAACACACAUGCAGUAUGCAGAGAACCUUGACUUAACCGCGAUAUAUAAUCUGGGCAAGUGUCGAGGCCAGGUAGAUUGAUAUGCCCCUUCUCGUAGCAGACGAUCACUCUCCUGAAACAUCAAUUAAAUCACUCGCAGUGUGAUGGUUUCACGUCUAGCUGAUGAUCUACCAGACAAGACAUUCUGAAGAAUGGAGGCACUGCUCAAGUCAAUAUUCGUACUAACAGUGGCAAUAAUAUUCCUUCGGUAUCUUGGAUGCAACGACCCUGUUUAUAUUGAAACUGUUAAUCCAACUGAUCCGAUAUCUCUACCUUCUGGGAUCCACCGCAGUGUCCUUAUAGUUGGUGGUGGUCUAGCAGGCUUAUCGGCGGCUUUGGAGCUUGCGGAAAGGGGAUAUAAUGUGACUGUGAAGGAGGCUAGCCCAAUGCUAGGAGGACGUCUCAAAUCUACCGAGGCCGAAAUCCUGGGGGAAACUUUCAGAGUAGAUCAUGGAUUCCAUGCAUUGUUCUAUAAUUAUUACACAUUUAAGGACGUACUACACCGUUUGGGCAUCAACGACAACUUCCAGAGAUGGGGAGCAAAUCACUUCCGGUUCAGAACAUAUAAGGACGAAGUCGUGGAAAGCAAAGGCCCCUAUCCUUUCAACGUAAUAGCUACGCUCCUGAAGAGCCCGAAUUUUAAGGUCUCAGAUAUAUUUGGUAUCUUGCGUAUAUCUCUGUUCUUUGCGUACUACAACCAUGACACUGUCUACCAGCGAUACGGAAACAUCACAUUCGAUGAGUGGGCGGAAGCAGAAAGAGCACCAGUGUGGUUUGCGGAUACUGUCCUUCGUCCUGCUCUAUCUGUAACCUUCAAUGAGCGAACUGUUCUCAACGCCGCAGAGAUUCUGAUGUAUUCACACUUUUAUUUCACUGGGGAUGAGAAGGCCGAUCAACGUUUGAUAGCUAAAGUUGACCAUCGGACUGCUGUAUUUGAUCCAUGGGAACAGAGAUUGAAGUCUCUAGGCGUAAAAAUAGACAAGAAUACGUUUGUCACUGAUCUAAGAUUUGACAAGGACUGGCACGUGUCUGGUAUAUCGCCUUGCUCUCAAGAGUCGUACGAUCAUGUAAUAUUAGCAACGGACUUGUCGGCCGUAAAAGCGAUCUUCACGAAAACUAACCAACAUUUUCCGAGAAGUAAGCAAGUGAACUGCAUCCUGAAGAGGCUCCAGCAACUCCCCCUAGCACCUCCUUAUAAGGUACUUAGGGUUUGGUUCGAUAAACAGCUCUCAUCAACUCACCCGCCAAUUCUACAAACGCCCGAAUUUCAUCCUAUCAACUUAGUUGUACAGUAUCAUCUUAUUGAAGAGAAGUCACAUGAGUGGAGCCAGCGGACUGGUGGAUCCAUCAUUGAGUUUCACCUCUAUGCUUGGUCGUUUGGCGACGUGGAGGACAGAAAUGUAUGGACAAAGAUAGCUCCUACGGUUAAAGAUAUUUAUCCCGAAAUAUUUGUCAAGAAUUUCAAAAUACUAGGUUAUUUCGUCCAUUCCGGAAAGGAAUUUGCUUCAUUCCCCGCCAGUCUUGAACACAUCAGACCAACCGUCAAUUUCCCAUCAGAGUGCGGAGUUACGAAUCUCAACCUUGCAGGUGAUUGGUUGCACACAGAUUACCCAUCAGCCCUGAUGGAACGAGCUGUAUCAACAGGAAGAAUAGCAGCUAACCAGGUGCUUCUUUCAGAUCACGUGAGACAGGCACCUACUCUUGUAACAAGUAAUUUUGGUCCGGGAUAUAUAUGAAUGUGCUUAAUUUACAAAGUGUGUGUUAAAGAAAUACGAUUUUUUUUUAUAAGUGUGUGAAUGAGAUAAAGUAAUCGAUCAAUUAUUUUGAAAAUCAUUUACUAUUCAAAUUGUAUUUACUUAAUUAUAACUUAUUUUGUUAUUUAUUAAAAACCCAAACCUGACAGAUUAUAUGAAUGAGCAUUAAAGCCUAUACUUCUAGAUUUAUUGGACAAUGAAAUUCCACCAAAUAGGAAAAGAAUCCUGAAUAGGCGCCAUAUGUAUUCCCUCCCAAUCUCGUGUACAGUACUUUUCAGUAAUAGUGAAAUGGUCAGGAGUGAAUGGAGUUAUUAGUUAAUUAUUUCGUGCUACUGUGCUCCAUUUAUAAAUUUUAUUUCAGAGACACUUCAAACGCUUUCCAUUAUUGAUGAUACAUUUUGUUGGUGGGUAUUCAUGUUGUGUUUGUCUUGAAACAGUUAUGUUCUGGAGGAUAUGGAAUAAUAGUAUACAAAUAAUGAAUUUUAAUGAGUGAAAUGGACAGAAUACUUCAUGAGGCGUAGCCAAGUGGAAUUUAUUACUCAUUUCAUCUUUCGCCGAAUAGAAGUAUUUUGUUCAUUUACAAAAAUAAUUCCGCAAAUUAAUCCACGUUGUUACUAUCCGCAACUUCCAGACUUCAUUUGGGAGUAUGCUUAAUGGAAACUUUCCACUGAUGCAAACAAGAUGUCCUAAUGUCAGGAGAUGCAAUAUGAGGAUAAUCGGCCUCUUGGACCUUCAUCAUUGUGAACCCUUGGUCUCGUAGGGAAUAAUCGGCCUCGUGGGAAUACAAAUUUUAGCUGUAGCAAAUAUGUUUGCACUGCAUGUUGCAAGAAGCAGAUCAACAGUAAAUACAAUUGAUCGAAUAUAUUUUAAGUUUAUACGCCUCAAUAGUCAUCUUUGUAAAAGGGAAUCCACACAAGACACAAGAAAAUAAACCGAACACCUUUAUUUCAAUGUUAAAGCAUUUUGUUUGCGUCUUUUAUUUGGUGUAUGAAAUAUAUAAUUUGUUAAAAUUAAUAGCAUUUGUUGGUUUUCUAAUAUGAUUUUAUAUAUUUGAUAGUAGAACAUUGUAUAAAUUACCUUGGUAGAUGUACUGAAAGAAAAUUAUUAGUAAGUUAGUAUGAGAAUUGCAGUCACACUUGGACUACACCAUAGGACGGCACAGACCUGCACACGCCAUCAGUAAUACUCGUGCAAUUACACACACAACUCACUGCCCAUGAGUUUUUAUUUCAUGAUGCCAUUUGCGAGUGUAUAUAUGUAUAUAUAUAUAUAUAUAUCAUAAAUUCCAUAAUUUUUUUUAAAUUCACUAUAAAUUGUACAUCUAAUGAUGUUUUUAUGGUGCAAAUCAUUUCAAUAUUAAGAAAUGCAAUAUAUGAUGGAAUCCAUGUGUAGCCACAGCUAUAAAGAAAUCUGAUUUUAUUACUGUUUGUCUUAUUUGUAUAAACUUUAGUGCAAUAAUAUGUGGCAGAUUUAGCAAGAAUAAAUCGCUGCGUAUGUAUACAUAAGUCAAAAAUUGAAUGAAUAACUUCAACCAAUUUUCAUACAUAAUCUCCAUUAAAUUUGUGGCAAGAAAAAGUAAAAUAAAAAAUCCGAUAUACGUAAUUUUUAUAACUAUAUUUUCAAUUAUACUGUAAGAUGUCCAACAUAAUGUACUUCAAGAGGUGCAAUCGCUAUGUUGUGUACAAUAGGAGGGAAUUACUACACUACAUAUAAGAUAUUUAUGAACGCAUUUUCCUUCAUGGUUAAAGUUGUGUAGAAUUAAUUCAGGUGCUGAGUAUAUGAAUGGUGAACUAUAUCUAUACAAGUUAUGUUAAAACUGCAUUGAUAUACAUCAAUAUAUACAAUUAUGCUCUGUGUUCGUAUGAAGCAUCUUUAGAUUAAAGAGAGAGGGGUAUGUAAGAGGGCUGUAGGAAAUAUGAAUGAAAAUAUUACUAGUAGUGGAAAGGGCGUAGUCUAAGGUUACUUGAGAGGAUAAAAGGAAGACGUGAGGGGUGCACUUUAUAUCCUCAAAAGCACUAACGUUUGAAAAUUCCAAUGUAAUUUGUGUUUGAGCCAAAAAUCGUUCAUGUAUCAUUUCUACUUUUACUGAUUAAACUCAAUAAAUUUCGUCUUGUUUAUAGUCUGAAUAAAUUCGCCGACGAUUUCGAAUUUUUUUCUAAGGCCGGAAACAAAUUAAUACGUAAGAAAAAAAUACAUAAGACAAAAAAAUUGUGAUAGUGAUUUUUUUUGUUUAAGUAAACUUGAUCAGAAUCCUGAUUUUGGUGCCAUAUUUAGUUAGAGUGAUUUUGUAAUAUUUAAAGUACAAAUUAGCAUAUUCAAUUGGUAAUGAGAAUGUUCGAAGAAUAAUUCACCAUACAGUUUUGUAGAUUUCGCCAUUGGUAAAAGUGCGUGCCGACUUUCGUCGCGAUAGCGUGGUCGACGGCCUAGAUCAUAAAGUGGUGGGGUCCUGAAUCAGUCCCCGUCUUCUUAGAUGUCAAAAUAGCAAUUUUUUAGGGUUACAGACUAAUGUUUUAAAUGAAAUUUUUAUCAUACAUCCAUAUACCUAUUACAAUUAUAUACGACAAUAUACAAAGUAUUUAUACAUCAUUCACGACAACCAUGGUCCACUUCUAUCCGAAUCAGAAGUUCUAUGUUGCAAUAUUAAAUUCAUUGACAGCUGAUUCAAAAAGAUUAUUUUCAGUCCCCACAACAAAGCAAAUAUAUACAUACAUCUAAUCAUUAAACAAAUCUGUUACAUAUAGGCGGUAAGUGCAGCAUUAUUAUGAGUUUUUUUUAUUUUAAGAUUGUGUCAGUGGUUGUGAACAAUGCAAGCAGUAAACUAGCAGUCCGUAUAUCGUGCUGCAUUUUGUCAUUAAUGCACAGGAAAGCGAGCUCCUGAAGUCCAGUAUUUGCAAAAAUUGCCUUCUCACUCCUAUACUACAGA